Dendronephthya gigantea is the source of this 1746-nucleotide messenger RNA. Its product is annotated as multiple inositol polyphosphate phosphatase 1-like. NCBI's taxonomy places the organism in Eukaryota, Metazoa, Cnidaria, Anthozoa, Malacalcyonacea, Nephtheidae. The record is from RefSeq and is a predicted model, not a curated record. The coding region runs from base 94 to 1476 and encodes 460 amino acids. The transcript has a single exon. Gene Ontology annotation, molecular function: inositol phosphate phosphatase activity; acid phosphatase activity.
AUUGUUCCAUGAACAAUACAUCAAACUACAUGAGGUAAGUCAGAGGUCGUUUCACUCAAGGUCCGAGAACAUUCAGCCAAAACUGGAGCCAAAAUGUCUUCCUGUUUGAUCUACAAAGCAUUGAUCUUUACUUUUUUUAUAUCUUUGACUCAUUGUGAAGCAGAACAAUUGUUUCGUAAGAAGUUUGUUUUCAGUGACAAGACAGCGUAUCAUUUCCUAAACGAAACCAUAUCUCGACCGUCAAGAUGCAACCCGGUGUAUGUAAACAUGGUGCUCAGGCACGGUUCAAGAUAUCCUGCUAAAUCCCGUGUGUCAAACAUGGGCUGGUUUCUUCGAAGAUUGAAUUCAUUUCUUUCUCUGAAUAACCGGGCGAAUGCGACUUUCCGUUACAAGGGACUUACGCUUCCUUGGGAAAUUCCGCUCGAUGUGAGGAACUCAGCGAGUAAAGAGCUGUCCAGACUAGGCGCGCAAGAGAUGUACUGGAUAGCUAAGCGCCUUCGUGAAAGGUUUCCUGAAUUGUUCAAAAAGGAUUAUUCUAAUAGAGAUUACAGUUUCAUAGCAACGGAUAAGUUAAGAUCGAGCCAGAGUGCGGUUGCGUUUGCGCAAGGUAUUUUUGAACAACGUGGUCCGGUUGAGCUGGGAAAGUAUCAGCCAAUAGCAAUACAAUCCUCUGGUCCAGCUGAUAGAGACCAAGUUCUGCGUAUUUAUGAAGCCUGUCCAAAAUGGAAGAAAGAAAACGCAAAAUCAACUAUCUCUGAAUACUCAAAAUUCAUUCAUGGACCUCGCGUUCGCAAUGUGACAGAGAAGAUUGCCAAACGAUUAAAUCUAAACAAUAAACCAAACCUGAUUACUCCUAAAGAUGUGGUCGAAUUGUAUCUGAUGUGCGCGUUUGGUACUCAGACAGACAGCAAUGAUGUCAGUCUGUGUUCUUUGUUUGAAGAUGAUGAUUUGGAAGUUAUGGAAUACCUAAAUGACUUGAAAAUCUAUUGGAGUUAUGGUCGUGGAAGGAAAAUUAAUUACAAAAUGGCGUGCCUGCUGUACAAGAAAAUAAUUGAAAGUUUUGAGCAGUAUAUGCGACGUCGCAGACCUUCUGGGGUGUUUCAGUUUGCCCACACGGGAACUGUAGUUCCUCUACUUACUUCGUUGGGUUUAUUUACUGAUGAUCUGCCAUUGCGUGCUGACAACUUCAUUGUACAAGGUAAACGAGAAUUUCGUCCGUCAAACAUUGUACCAAUGUCGGCAAACGUGGCGUUUGUGCUGUACGAAUGCAAUAAAACCCGCUGGGGAAUGAACUCAAGAAGUAGAAUAUCCAGAGUGAUGAAGAUCCAAGUGAUAGUAAAUGAAGUUGCUGUGAAAAUUCCCGCUUGUGGCAAGACACACUGUCCUCUCAAAAAAUUUCUUGAUUAUUAUUCGCGCAUCAGAAAUAGAUGUAACAUGAACAACGUUUGUGGCCGACUUCGGAAAAGUUGUGGAUGAACUCGAGACGCGGAAAAAUUGGCGCUGAAUGAUUACAUUGCUUAUUUUUGAACUGGAUGAUCACUUUUUUGUCAUCUUUAUAAUGUUGCGUAUUCAUGUAAUUGUACCGUAUUAAUUUUAAUUGGUGUAGUGACUUGCAUAAUGAAAUUGAUUAAAUUGUCUCUGCGUGGAAAAGCGACUGUCUUUUCCAUUCCGUUGCGAUCUAUCACGAAAUGUAUAAAUCGAAAAUCGAAAUGUAUGGAUUUCUUUUUAUUAAAUCUAAUUCUGCAA